UCAGCAAGAGUCUCUUCAUUUUUCUCCCAUAAAUUUAUUAAGUUUUGAGUCUUUCCAUUUCCUUUCAAAUUCUUUUCGUUUUUCCCAUCUUGAUAUCCAUAACUUAUAUUAAUAUGCAAGAAAUAUCUCCCUCUGGAUUCUCAACAACACCAUUUCUGCCCAAGAAGGUUCCAUCAGAUUAGAAAAAUUUCUUCUUCAUCAGCCACUUCUUCUUCAUCAUUUUUCAUUCUUAGGUGUUAAUGUUCUUCUCCAUCAUCAUCAUUCAUCCGAUUUUGCCUCUAUUGUUUUCAUUCUUCCAAUGUACUAUCCUCAAAAUAUGUAAGCCCCAUUUUAUUUUACUUUUCGUUGUUGAUUGUGGGGAGGAAGCAAGGGUUUUGUCUCCCAACAGACCCGUCUCGAGAAAAUCAAGCGAGAAGAAAGAAAACGGUGAAGGGCAAGAUCGCUCUCUCCAACUAUGGAGUGGGAAAGGGAAAGACAUAAGUUAUGUGGUACAACUCCUAUUGAAAAGGAUAAAAAGGGGGGAGGAGAAGGAAGAGGAAGAGGAAGAGGAAGAAGAAGAAAAUGUUGAUUCUGAGAAGCAGGACAACAAUAGUGUCGCAAAUGACUUUUCUUUGUUUCUUCAACUUUCUUGAUAUGUUGUUUCCAAGUGUUGCUUGAUAUACUUAAUUCAAGGGUAUGCAAUGAACAUCAUGUUAUUGCAUCAAAAAGUUUGAGCAUUCUUAAUUUGUCUAGCCACCAUUACAAUGUAUCAAUUAUAUUCAAUCUUAAUUGGGUUAUUC
Molecule: messenger RNA, 779 nt
Organism: Lotus japonicus
Lineage: Eukaryota; Viridiplantae; Streptophyta; Magnoliopsida; Fabales; Fabaceae
Exons: 4
Coding region: 240-632 (130 amino acids)
Source: RefSeq, a predicted model, not a curated record